Salvelinus fontinalis (brook trout) is the source of this 3220-nucleotide messenger RNA. Its product is annotated as mediator of RNA polymerase II transcription subunit 16-like. Gene Ontology annotation, cellular component: mediator complex. NCBI's taxonomy places the organism in Eukaryota, Metazoa, Chordata, Actinopteri, Salmoniformes, Salmonidae. Gene Ontology annotation, molecular function: protein binding. Gene Ontology annotation, biological process: positive regulation of DNA-templated transcription. Bases 430 to 2934 code for a protein of 834 amino acids. The record is from RefSeq and is a predicted model, not a curated record. The transcript is spliced from 15 exons.
AGUAAAUUUAUUUAACGUUAGAGAUUUAAAAUCUCACCUACUACCUGUAUAAAUAAGACAUUUAGCUAGAUUAUUAGAAGUUCGUCUGAUGUAGUUGCUUCAUGAUUUGGUUCUAACGUACUACAUUAUCAUGUUGCUAGUUCGCUAACGUUAGCUCUAUAAACCAACUAAUGGAAGUAGCAGCUAAUGCGUUUUAGCUAGCUGUAUACAUAUAACUACGUUUACUAACAUAGUAGCUAACCUAACUAACAGGUGACAGUGUUAGCUCGAAGAAGACUGAUGCAAGUAACGUAAAUUUGACAUCGAAUUCUGUGUGUCUUGUUUGUGAUAUAGCUGCAAAGUGCAAUCAAGUACAUGAAGGUGACUGAUUGAACAUUUCUCUGAUUGGACAAGGACACUUGCACAACCAGUGGAAAAGCAUAUGGUUGAAUGAUGGAGGUUGCCUAUGUUUGUGAGUGGGAGAAGAGACCCAAGAGCAACCACUAUCCUUCCAUCCCACUGGUGUGUGCCUGGUCCUGCAGGAACCUCGUUGCCUUUACCACAGACCUAAAAAAUGAGGAAGACGAGAAAGUCAGUCAUAUGGUCCACAUCAUUGACACAGAGCACCCAUGGGAUGUGUACUCCAUUAACUCUGGACAUGGCGAGGUCAUAUCCUGUCUGGAGUGGGACCAAUCAGGUUCCAGGUUGUUGUCUGCUGAUGGAGAUGGGCAGAUCAAGUGCUGGGCGAUGGCAGAUCACCUGGUGAACAGCUGGGAGAGUUCACUAGGGAGUGCAGAGGACGGAGACCCCAUCAUAGCUCUGUCCUGGCUGCACAAUGGAGUUAAGCUGGCUCUGCAUGUGGAGAUGUCGGGCUCCACCAAUUUCGGUGAGAAAUUCUCACGGGUCAAGUUCUCACCGUCACUCACGCUGUUUGGGGGAAAGCCCAUGGAGGGCUGGCUGGCAGUGACGGUGAGCGGCCUGGUCACCGUGUCCCUGCUGAAGCCCAACGGUCAGCUGCUCACAGCCAGCGAGAGCCUGUGUCGCCUGAGGGGCCGCGUAGCCCUGGCCGACAUCGCCUUCACCGGCGGAGGUAACAUUGUGGUGGCGGCCACGGAUGGCAGCAGCUCAUCACCUGUGCAGUUCUACAAAGUAUGCGUGAGCGUGGUCAACGAGAAGUGUCGCAUCGACACUGAGCUGCUGCCCUCACUCUUCAUGCGCUGCACCACGGACCCGGUCAGGAGGGACAAGUACCCGGCUGUCACACACCUCAAGUUCCUCACCAGGGAGAACUCUGAGCAGGUGCUGCUGUGUGCCUCCAGUCAGAUGGGCAGCAUCGUAGAGUGCUGGUCAUUGCGGAAGGAAGGCCUCCCUGUCAAUAACAUAUUCCAACAUCGUUCACCAGUAGUGGGCGAGAAACAGCCGACGAUCCUGAAAUGGCGCAUCCUCUCGGCCACCAAUGAUCUGGACCGCGUGUCGGCCGUGGCUCUGCCAAAGCUGCCAAUCUCCAUCUCCAACACUGACCUAAAGGUGGCGUCGGACACCAAGUUCUGCCCAGGCCUCGGCCUGGCCCUAGCCUUCCACGACGGCAGUAUCCAGAUCCUCCACCGGCUGUCCCUUCACACCAUGGGCGUGUUCUAUGGAUCCUCCUCGGGCUCCUCCCAGCGGGCCGGUGAUGAGCCGGCCAUAAAGCGGCAGCGCCCCGGCGGCCCAACCGUCCACUUCAAGGCCCUGCAGUUCUCCUGGACCUCACUGGCCCUGGCCGGAGUGGACAACCACGGCAAGCUGCACAUGAUUCGCGUAUCUCCAUCCAUGGGCCAGAUGCUGGACAUGAACACACUUCUGCGCCACCUGCUGUUCCUGCUGGAGUACUGCAUGGUGACAGGCUACGACUGGUGGGACGUGCUGCUCCACGUGCAGCCUGGCAUGGUCCAUAACCUGGUGGAGAAGCUGCAUGAGGAGUACAUGAGACAGAACCAAGCCCUGCAGCAGGUGCUCUCGACACGUAUUGUGGCGGUUAAGGCCUCCCUCUGUAAGCUGUCAUCGGCCACAGCUGCUCGAGCCUGCGACUUCCACGCCAAGCUCCUCCUCAUCGCCAUAAGCUCCACCCUCAAGUCCUUGCUGAGACCCCACGUCCUCAACACUCCAGACAAGAGCCCCGGGGACAGGCUGGCAGAGAUAUGUUCCAAAAACACUGACACUGAUAUCGAUAAGGUGAUGAUCAACCUGAAGACGGAGGAAUUUGUGCUGGACGGCCCCCCACUCCAGUCUCUGCAGCAGCUCAUCCAAUGGGUGGGAGACUUUGUGCUGUACCUGAUGGCCAACCUACCCAAUCAGGGCUCCGUCGUGCGUCCCGGCUUUGGGUUCCUGCGCGACGGUUGGUCCCUGGGUAUGCUGCGGGAGAUGAUGGUGAUGAUCCGCAUCUGGGGCCUGCUGAAGCCUGGCUGCUUGCCCAUCUACACCGCCACCUCGGACAACCAGGACAGCAUGUCGCUGCUCUUCCGCCUGCUCACCAAGCUCUGGCUCUGCUCUCGGGACGAGGGCCACCCCCAGGAGCCAGAUGAACCGCUGAUAGACGAGUGCUGCCUGCUGCCCAGCCAGCUGCUGGUGCCCAGCAUGGACUGGCUGCCCGUCAACGACGGCAUCAUCUGCAAGCUGCAGGGCAAGCACCCGCUGCGGCUUCAGUUUGGCAAGCCCUACAGCCUGCCGGGUCUCAACUCCACAGCCCAGGUGGAGGUCUUCUCCAGGAGCCCGGGGGUCCAGAGGAUGGAUCAUCUACGUUGUCUCUACAUGGGAGUCUGCCCCACAGAGGACAGCAAAGCCUGUACCAGGUGUGGCUGUGUGACUAUGCUCCGCUCGCCUAACAAGACCAACGCCAUGAAGCAGUGGGAGCAGCGCUGGAUCAAGAACUGCCUUUGCGGAGGCCUCUGGAGAAGGAUCCCAUCCACACUGUCCUGAGAUCUGUCCAGAGACCACUAUCACCGCAAACCCUGACCUCAGAUCAGCGUUUGGACACUAGCCUGCAUGACACUGCUGCCUCUUAGCAGAUCUCUUUGGGGGACAGAUGAAGUACUGGAUAUCCAUACGGUUGUAUUUCAAAGAUCGCUGUUUGGAGAGGCGGUGAUCAUUCUGUCAUUGUGGUUAAAUGUGCCAGAGAUACCUGUAAAUAGGAACCAUGUGCUUUUUAUGUCUCUUUUUAUAUUCAAACCUGUGUCAAGAAAAUAAACCUUAUUUGGUGACCUUA